This is a messenger RNA of Epinephelus fuscoguttatus (brown-marbled grouper), 5791 nucleotides long. RefSeq lists its product as uncharacterized. Gene Ontology annotation, biological process: protein linear deubiquitination. Lineage: Eukaryota; Metazoa; Chordata; Actinopteri; Perciformes; Serranidae. Gene Ontology annotation, cellular component: cytoplasm. The record is from RefSeq and is a predicted model, not a curated record. The transcript is spliced from 12 exons. Gene Ontology annotation, molecular function: cysteine-type deubiquitinase activity. The coding region runs from base 389 to 2638 and encodes 749 amino acids.
ACCUGCUGCUCCGGCUAUGCUAGGGGUCCGUACCAACAGAUGUUCCACAUAAAACCCAGCAAAUACCCGUUAUUUAUGACGUGUAACGCGCUGAACGGUAACGGUGUAGUGAGUUUAGAAGCUAACCAAAAGUGAAACAGGAUUCGGAGCUACAUGGUCUCGAGCCUGCGGAGUGUUUCUCUAGCUGAACUCGACCGAGGUGUCAACCCAGUAACAAGACAUAGACAUGGUUGCUUCCUGGCUUUAGCAGCAGCUUGACCCUCAUCAUUAUGGACUCCUGAAGUCUUCAGGCUUCAGCGACUCGUCUGGUCGCUUGCGUUUGUUUUGGAGCAGAGGUCGCCGUUCAGCCUACAACCCGUCUGACCUCCCAAGCAGAGGGAGCGAGCAGAUGGGGAACAGUUGCUGUCGCGCUGAGAGUCCCUGUGGCAGUGCGGAGGAAAGAAGUGGUUUGCUGAAAGAUGACUCGAAGGCCACGGUGCCCACUGGUGAGACAGCUGUGGUGGGCACCUGCGGUCCUGAUGGAGAUGACGAGAUCAGGAAAAUGCCUGAUGAGGCCAAUAUAAAGGUGGAGGAGGUUGUGCAGGUGAAGCAGAUCCCUGAGGUCGCAGAGAUGGAACCCAACACCACUCAGGAGAAUGGACCCUUGCAGAAGGAGGUCAUACAAACAGCAUCGCCUUCUCCCAGCAAACGGUCCAAACUCAUGGAAAACUCCACCAGAGCACAAGAUGAAGACACGAAGGACCGUCCUGCCGACAGUGGACAAGCUGAACUUGUGCGCUGCACUUUAAACUCCCUGCAGAAACACGCUACAGCUGACUGGGAAGUUUUUACUGCAACAAAUGCGGUGCCAGAAGAAGAAAAUCCAGCCUUGGUGCAGGACAGAAUCCCUGACAGCAGCUCACUAACAGCCCAGGCAGUUUGCCCUGAAAACCACACUGAGGCGAACACGACGAGAGAGUACAUUACACUGGACACUGCUCAUGGUGAUGAUGAAGAAGCAGGCUCCAGAGUCAGUAUUGAAAACGCCGCCGUGGAGCCAUCGGGGGAGUUUUGUCGAAACAAUGAAGUCUUAUCUGUGCCAAACAUUCAGCUCACUGCAGCAGCUUGUCAGGUGUCGUCCAUCUCUGUGGUCAGGCAGGAGAACGACAAACAGUCUCGGAGCUGUGCUGCGGCAGAGGAUUCAGAGAAUGGGAGUUUGUCAUUGUGCAAGGAGCCUGGUCCUGAAGUCGAAAAAAGCCAUGAUGUCUGUGAGUCUUCUCCUGGUUCAGAGCCUGAGGGACUCAACCACAGUGGUGAGGAACGAGACUCCGCCAACUCUGUCAGGGAGCCAGAGACCACAACUCAGGCAGACGCCAGCGAGAGCUCAAAGUCCGAUCAGGAUGCACAGCCAGAUCGUGAGUGUACAACUACGAGCUGGAAAGAGGUCACUUCCUUGGAGAGCAUCAAACAGGAUGUUGGGGAGGAAAUUAUGCCGAAAGGACAGGACAAAGAUGGUGAUGUUCCCAAAGCGAAGGAGGACGAUGAGAGGAAGGAGGAGGUGGAGAGUGCUCCCGCUGAGGCCGAGACUCAGGCUGGAAAAGAUGUUGAAGUUCAGGAGGUUACUGGGGAAGAGGAGCAGCCAGCAGGGAGCACAUCUACUGAUGAAAAGGCCGAAGAGAUACCAGUCACAGAGAAGGAAGACUCUGCUGCUGAAGAUGGCCUAGGGAACAGUGAAGAAGACCUGUACAGAGGAGCGGAGGAGCUGUCUGCAUCACAGAAAAAUAAAGCAGAAAUUACACUUUUAAAGGAGGACAGAUGCAGUUUGGCCCCGGCGGUGGAUAUUCUGUUUUAUAGUGAGAGAGAGUGGAAAGGAAAUACUGCCAAAAGUGCUCUCAUUAGAAAGGGUUAUAAAGAGAUGUCCCAGAGGUUUGGCAGCUUGAGGAGAGUGAGGGGAGACAACUACUGCGCCCUCAGAGCCACACUGUUCCAGGUGCUCUCCCACAGCACCCAACUGCCCACAUGGCUGCAGGACGAGGACAUUAAUAUGCUCCCGAAGCAACUGGAGGCACAGGAAGGUCUGAUAAGCCAGUGGACAUUUCCUGGAGAGUGCCUGCAGGGAGAUGGGACAGGAGAUGCCACCCUGCAGCUAAAAGGCUACAUGGAGCUUCUCCGUAGUAAGUGGCAGGCAGCAAUGGACUGCUCCUCUGCUGUGGAACGGCAGCAGCUGUGCGAGCGAGUGUUUCAGGGAGGAGAAGAGGAGCUGGGGCUGCUUGAGGCACUGAAGCUGCUGAUGCUGGGCAGAGCGGUGGAGCUGCACGGCUGCAUGCAGGCCGGCGGAGACGUCCCGCUCUUCUGCUGGCUGCUGUUUGCUCGGGACUCAUCAGACUGCCCGCGCUCCUUCCUUGACAACCACCUCAGCCACGUGGGCCUCAGCGCCGGGCUGGAGCAGGUGGAGAUGUUCCUGUUGGGCUACGCCUUGCAGUGCACCAUUCAAGUUUACAGACUGUACAAGGCCGACACAGAGGAGUUUGUCACGUACUACCCAGACGACCAUAAAGAUGACUGGCCGUCCGUGUGCCUCGUCACAGAGGAUGAUCGCCACUACAAUGUGCCAGUUGUAGAAGCUGCAGAACUGCAGAAGCAGCUCGACUCAAGCUGAUUGCCACUGCAGAGAAAUCUCCUGCCAUACAAACAAAACACUCCUCAGGUCGAUCAAGAUGAACAGAUUUACGCCACUUAGAGGAAUAGUUCAGCAUUUUAGGACUUUUGCUUUCUUGCUGAGAGUUAGAUGAGAAGAUUGCUACCACUCAUGUCUGUCCAGUAAAUGGGUUAUAUCUUGUUUUAUCUGAACAGAAACAUAAAGGUUCCUUAUGUUACUUUUAACAAGUAUUCAUCCUUUUUGUUGCCAAUAAGUGAACAGGUUGUAAUGUAACUUAAAAACUGAGACUUUCUCAGUCUCCUCCAGCAGCCUGUGUACUGAUUUCAGUGGAAGAGACUCAGAGCGAAUUUUCCAGGAAAAAUCAAAAGAUGUGACUUGCAGCAGAAAUGACCACAGGGUACACUGGAUAAAGGCUUAUUUAUGCUCCGUGUUAGAUACGAAGACACAUUUGGACAGAGCCUUCUGUCUGCACUCUGAGUUCAUUUCGUCUGUAUCUGUGCACAUUUUCGGAAAGCUUACGGAUACAAAUGAAACUGAGCCACUGGAGAUCGUGGAGGCAGUGUAGCAUAUUUCACGUGAGAUGCAACUGAAAGAAAUGACGAAAUGAAGAAAUUUAAAUAUUGGCAAAAUGGAACAAAUGGUGGAAAGAAUUCUCCAUCCAUGUAUGUAUGUGGAUGUAUAUCAUUGCUGCACAGACCACCGCACUUUACAGCGCAGUCUAUUUAAAGGUACAAUGUUAGGAUCCCCUCUACCGUCGCCAUGUUUGUUGGUGUUAACUUGGUGAAACUUUUGACUCUCUAGUGCCAUCUAUUAUCUACGCUAUCAUAAAAGAAGCAUGAACAUAUGAGGGCAGUGACAUUUACAACAUGCGAAAUGAAUGCAUCUGUUGUUGUACGUAAAGGGAGCAUAAAUGAGCCUUAAUUUUUGUCUCAUUUGUCGUCUGAUAAACAGUAAAUUUGUCAAAUUCAGUGCUGAAAAGCAUCGAAGAGGAAACACUUUUGUGAAAUAUAUUGUGGGUUUUGCUUGCUAACGUUAGAUAAAUUUAGCUUGCUAACGCAGAUGAAUUCCUAGUUAGCUAAUGUAGCACAUACGUUAUUGAGUGGAUAACGUCAGCUGAUGCAUUCAGACUCCUGGGACUGGUUUGCGAGUUACUUUAUCAGCUCAGAUCAACCAACACUAGAUCAAUAGCUAAGUUGCAGCUAGCUUAUGGGCUGCCAACAAGCUAACCAUAACCAAAGCUAAAUUUAGCUAACUAGCUUCAAAGCUCAUCUGCAUGGAUUUGCUGUUGCUUGCUUUGCAACAUGAGCUGAUAAAGUAAUUUGCAAAUGGCAAGCAAGCUAGUAUCAUGACGCCAAUGGUCCAAAUGCAAUAUGGGAACAUACAGAUAGUAACAUUAAUCUAAAUACGAUUGUAAUUUAGUUUCCAGCAAUCUAUCAACAAGAUGUCGGCCAGUCACAGUCAGUCUUUGUUUGUCACUGUUGUGACUGAUGCCCAGGUGCUCCCUCUCACCUAGCAACAGGAUGUUGACCACAAUUAACUAAACGGGCUCAGAGAGAGGGGUCACCACUAACAAGGAUUUUCCAAAAGUUACAUGCAGAACUUUUAAGUAUAAAAAUUCAACAUUACUUUACACAGUAUUUCUUAGCAGUCACUUCCCGGAGUCUUGUCGUCACGGUGAGCCUUUACAAGACAUAAUGUGUUAAUUAAUGAGCUUCAGUACUGGUAGGCAGAUUUUAUUAGCUUUUGACAAAGCUGGGCUCGCUGUUUCACUGUUACCAGUCUACGUGCUAAGCUAAGCUAACCGGCUGCUAAUAGUAGCUUCAGAGCACAGACUUCAGAGUGGUAUAGAUCUUUGUUAUCUAAAACUGAGUUCACAUGGAAUCAGGGAGAUGGUAAAUGGCAAACUGGAUAGAGAGCAGGACGGUAAAGGGAGGAGAGGGCAGCAAAAAAUAUUGGUAACAGUAAUGUUAGAUGGCAUUGCCAUUCAAUCUACUGUCUUCCUGAUUCCAUGUGAACGCAGCAGAACUUAAGUCAAGAAAGCAAAAAGGCGUAGCUCCCAAAAUGUCGCUCUAUUUGUUUAAAAACAAAAAAAAAAACAUAUGCUGAUUUGAGACCCUGUACAAGAUGUGGUUUACACACUUCUGUACACACUGUACUGUAUACAGAGUUUUUCUAUUUGGGUAUGUGUACAUAUUUGUGCAUCCGAUAUUGCAGGAUCAUCUCAGUUAAGUCCCAAUUAGUUUGCAGGGUGUCAUUUUGACGUUCAGGUGGGUGGGGGGAGCCCAGAUCUUCUUAGCAACCUUUUUUUGUUUUACAUUUUCCUCUGUAAAAAACUGAAGCUGCCAACAGCGCCAAAAUCAUUAUAUGGUUGGUGUUUACACUGGAAUUUGGGCACUUUGAUUUGUGUAUUAUUAAUUUAUUGUUUUUAAAAGUGUCAGAUUUAAAUCAUUCAUCAGUCAUUUUAAAUUAAGUGAAGCGAAUGAAUCAGUCAAUGAAGGGUUUGAUGAUUUAUCAGGUUUAACAACAGCUCACACCCGAUCGGAGGACUUGGAGGAUUUGUCGCCGCCUCUGUGUCAGAGGUGUGUUUUGUGACAGUUUUGUGUGUCUGUGUGUGUGUGUGUGUGUGUCAAACUCAAUGUGUAACAUGUUGCCUUUAACCAAGCUGUUCUGUGGGGAACAACGUGCCAAUGUUGCUGCAAAUACUGGCAACAGUCCCAACCACCAGCCACUGGAUUCAGUAGUAAAUGCUCGCUUGGUCCUCCAUGUUGCCUUAGAAAUAAUGCACAAUAAGAAUGAAUGUUGGUUAUCAGUGAUUAAGAGGCCAUUUUCUUGCCCUAAUUCCAGAGCAGGCAAAGGUGAUCUGUUAACAGUAAAACAUCGAUGAUGCCGUUUGCAGGAAUGCUCUCUCUCUCUCUGUCAGAUUUUUGGACGGCAUUUAGAUGAAAUCAAAGUACAAUUUUUGUAAAAGUCUUUUUUUCUCUUUAUGAUUGAUUUGAGCUUGUUAUAGCUUUUCCUAAUUUUAUGAAAACUAUAAACAGGAAUUUGAGCUGAUGACGUUUCAGAAGUAUGCUACAGAAAAUGACAUUUCAAAUGUUUGGGGUCUCAGACUCAAUCUGUACAACAUGGUUGAAUACAAUUUUCCUAUCCUCUAAA